Messenger RNA from Patiria miniata (bat star), 2464 nucleotides. RefSeq names its product putative neutral ceramidase C. The transcript has 19 exons. Lineage: Eukaryota; Metazoa; Echinodermata; Asteroidea; Valvatida; Asterinidae. Bases 154 to 2316 code for a protein of 720 amino acids. Gene Ontology annotation, biological process: sphingosine biosynthetic process; ceramide catabolic process; long-chain fatty acid biosynthetic process. The record is from RefSeq and is a predicted model, not a curated record. Gene Ontology annotation, cellular component: extracellular region. Gene Ontology annotation, molecular function: N-acylsphingosine amidohydrolase activity.
ACCAGAUACACGGUGUCGACAAAUUAAAAAACCACAAAAAAUAUCUGGGGUCAGUUAUUUCAGUUUUUCGUUAGUUUAGUUUAGGACUUUACGACUGGUGUCGGCUGGUGUUGUUUUUGUGAACUAACAGACUUUGAUACUUCUUAUUCCUCCAUGAUGUGCUCAAGACGGGCAGCAGUUUGUCUGGCUUUAACCCUGCUUUUUGCAAUGGUUUCGGCAGCAACUCCGGCCUACAAAGUCGGGGUCGGAAUCUCAGAUGUCACCGGUCCUGCUCUUGAUGUGAACAUGAUGGGCUACGCAAGUUUCAGCCAGAACUCGGAGGGUAUUCAUUUGAGGCUAUUCAGCCGUGCGUUCAUCACUUGCGAUCUGAACCAGACCGAAUGCAAUGUGUUCGUCAGCGCCGAUAUUGGAAUGGCAUCUACGCUCAUCAAAUUACAAGUGAUAGAAAAGCUCAGAGAGGAAUACGAAGGUCAAUACAACGAGAUUAACGUCGCCAUCAGCGGCACCCACACUCACUCCGGGCCAGGCGGUUACUUCCAGUACAGUCUGUACACCAUUACUGCGUUAGGUAUGAAACGGUCUGGCAUCGAACCCAUCGUGGCAGGAAUUGUUCAGAGCAUCAGAAACGCUCACAAUAACCUUCAAGACGGGAACAUCUCAUACAAGAAGGGCGAAUUGUUGGGAGCUAACAUCAACAGAAGUCCGACGGCUUACUUGAAAAAUCCAAAAGAUGAAAGAGACAAAUACCUAUAUGACGUCGACAAAGAAAUGACAGUGCUCAAGUUUGAGGAUAAAGAUGGAAAUGGAUUGGGAGUUAUUUGUUGGUUUCCAGUUCAUCCAGUCAGCAUGGAGAACACCAACAAGCUCAUCAGCAGCGACAACAAAGGCUUCGCUUCCUACCUCUUUGAGAUGGACAUGAACCCGGGCUCCAAAAUGGGAGAGGGCUCGUUUGUGGCUGCCUUCCCAAAUAGUAACCACGGCGAUACAACCCCGCAUGUCAACGGUACCGUCUGCAUCGACACGGGAGAACCUUGCGAAGAGGAGACAAGCACAUGCGGAGGAGAGCCAACAAAUUGCCUCGGUGGGGGUCCAGGAAAUGACAUGUAUGAGAACACUCGAAUGAUCGCCGAGAAGCUCUAUGAAAAAGCGAAGGAAUUGUACGACGCGACUGGUACGCCCGUCAGCGGGCCGGUUUCAUCCAUUCAACAGUAUGUGAACAUGUCGUCGGUAACCGUCACCAAGGGCAAUGAAACAUUUAAAACUUGCACGCCGGCUCUUGGCUACAGUUUUGCAGCAGGCACUACAGACGGGCCUGGAAUCGCUAGCUUCAAACAAGGGAUGACAAAAGGAGAAAGCUUUUGGGACAACCUCAUACGUUCGCUCUUCAACGAUUACGAAGCGACGCAGGAGUGCCAAGAACCGAAGCCAGUACUCCUUCCCGCCGGAGAUUACAUUAAUACAACCGGUAUGUCUCCGGCAAUACAGGCCAUUGUUGCUCUACUGGCUGCAGAUCCCAUGGUGCCCGAUAUCGUAGAGACCCAGCUUUUACGCAUUGGGCAGUUCGUUAUCAUCCCAGGCCCUGUAGAGUUCACAACAAUGUCCGGAAGAAGGAUGAUGGAGAAGGUGAAAGAGAAAUUGGUUGCGAGUGGCAUGAGUAGUGAUGCUGUGACUAUGAUUACUAGUCUUUCAAACGCCUACACCAACUACGUAACUACCUAUGAAGAAUAUACGGCUCAGCGUUACGAAGGAGCGUCAACCAUGUACGGCCCACAUACCCUAGACGCCUACCUGCAACAGUACUUAAUGCUUGCGGAGAAUCUGGUGAAGGAUAUAGGUGUUGAAACCCCUGGCCCAGACCCGCCAUCCAAACCACUCCCUCCAAAACUAGAUUUAGACAAUGACGCUUUCCCUGAGGGCAAAAAAGUCGGCGAUAUAAACCAGAAAGUCGAUUCUAAGUACCGCCAGGGCUCCACAGCAGAGGCAAUCUUCUGGUCUGCAGAUCCGAAACGCGGUUUCGAGGCCUCGCUGGGGACUUCCUUUUUCUCUGUUGAGAAAUUUGACGGCACAGAUUGGAUUGUGAUUGCCAACGAUGCCGAUUGGAACACGAAGAUCUUCUGGCGAAAGGCGGACAAGCAAAGCCGAGCCACUGUGCAGUGGAUGAUCCCCGAAGACGCCGAACUCGGAAUGUAUCGUUUCGUUCACAGCGGACGCUGGAAGCAGAAUGCCAUUCUGCCAUUCACCACGAAGUUUGAAACUAGAUCUGGGGAUUUUGAAGUUGUCAGCAAGGACUACACCAGACCCAAAACCAGAAAGUAAAUGAACAUUGUACGACAGGUUUUUGAUUAAAGGGAAUGUACAACAUCUGCAAACAUCGAAAAACAAAACUACCAAAUUUUUACAAAAUAUCUUUCUAGGAUGUUGGUAAAUGACAGUCUAAAGCAUCCUGUAAAAUUAUGGCACCAGG